Bemisia tabaci is the source of this 1952-nucleotide messenger RNA. RefSeq names its product cytochrome P450 4g15. Lineage: Eukaryota; Metazoa; Arthropoda; Insecta; Hemiptera; Aleyrodidae. The record is from RefSeq and is a predicted model, not a curated record. Gene Ontology annotation, molecular function: monooxygenase activity; iron ion binding; heme binding.
CAAUUUGUUACUCUGUGCUUCUCGUCAUAAUGGAGUUUCAAUACAUGGGAAAGGCAGACAUGGCUAAAACAAGCCUCAGCUCUUCCUCGCUAUUUUCAAACCCUGAUGCUUUAUUCUACUUACUAAUUCCAACCAUAAUUCUAUGGUUUGUCUACUUCAGAAUGAGCCGUAAACGGCUCUACGAACUAGCAGCCCAAAUUCAAGGACCAGAGGGAUACCCUUUAGCGGGUAGCAUUCACGAGUUUGUUGGUGAUCCAAUGAAGAUAUUCCAGAAGAUGUGGAAACUAAGUCACAAAUACACAAAGAAUGGCUCCCCAGGAAAACUUUGGAUCGGUCAUCGUCUCAUUGUAUUUUUAUCACACCCAAAAGACAUCGAGGUAAUUUAUGGCAGUCAAACACACAUCUACAAAUCUCCUGAAUAUGGAUUUUUCAAUUCUUGGCUUCGUAGUGGUAUCCUUAUCAAUAAUGGUGAAAAAUGGCGAGCUCUAAGAAAGCUCAUCGCACCAUCCUUCCAUUUGAAUGUUUUGAGAUCAUUCGUUGACCACUUCUACAAACAUAGUUUAUCAGUCGUCCAUAAAAUGAAGGAGGAAGGUUCCAAAGAAUUUGACGUCCACCAUUACAUGGGUGCAUGCACCACAGAAAUUCUGUUGGAAACUGCGAUGGGUGUCGACAAAAAAACACACCAGGUCAACGGUUUUGAAUAUGCCUCAGCUGUCAUGAAGCUAUGUGAAAUUUUGCAUCUACGACAAGUGAAAUUAUGGUUGCGGCCGGACAGUGCUUUUAAACUUACCAGUUAUGCGUCUGAACAUAAUAGACUGCUUAAAUAUAUCGAUGAAUUACCUCAGAAAGUCACGAAAAAGAAGAGAGCAGAUUUCUUGAAAAAGAAACAAACGACAGUUGAAAAGUGUAAUACAAAGUCCGAAGAGGUCAAAGAGGCCGAAAGAGGGGCCCAGAGACUUGACGCGAAAAGGAACAAGGGAGAAGUCACGGAGACAGUAGAAGGAGUUUCAUAUGGUCAAUCAGCAGGGCUCAAAGACGAUCUAGAUGAUGACAUUGGUGAAAAGAAGCGCCAGCCUUUCCUAGAAUCACUCAUUGAAAAUGCAGCAAAUGGAGCUAACUUGACCGAUGAAGAUAUCAGAGACCAAAUUAAUACCAUCAUGUUUGCAGGCCACGACACCACGGCCGCUGGAAGCAGUUUCUUCCUUUGUAUGAUGGGAGUCCGCCCCGAUAUACAGGAAAAGGUAGUAGAGGAGCUUGAACAAAUAUUCGGUGAUUCGGACAGGCCAUGCACGUUUGAAGAUACGCUAGAAAUGAAAUAUAUGGAAAGGUGCAUAAUGGAGACUUUGAGGUUGUACCCACCGGUGCCAAUGACCGGUCGAGAGCCACAGGAAGAGAUCAAAUUAAAGUCCACGGAUUUAACCGUUCCCGCAAAAUGCACUAUUGUCAUCGGAAUAUUUAAGCUGCACAGAGAUCCAUCGAUUUAUCCAAAUCCUGAUGAAUUCAACCCUGACAAUUUCUUACCUGAAAAAACGACGAACAGGCAUUACUAUGCUUUCGUCCCGUUCGGUGCAGGACCUAGAGGCUGUCUUGGUCGCAAAUUUGCCAUGCUGCAACUAAAAGUACUGCUCUCCACGGUUUUGAGGAACUAUAAAAUCUACAGCGACGUCCCACAAAAAGACUGGAAGCUGCAAGCCGACAUCAUUCUUAAAAGAGCUGAUGGUUUUAGGAUUAGAUUAGAACCGCGGAAAAUGACACCAAAACCAAAGAAUUGAAUGGUUUUUAAAGCACAAACGAUCUUUGGUAGUGUUGAUCAAAUUUUGGCAGAUAUAAACAAGGAACAUAUAGAGAGCUUCAUUUUGUUUGUAGUGAUUUUUACUAUGUUUCUAGGUAUAAUGUUUUUUCCUUUCUCUUCUCUGAUCCUUAAUAUAUUGUUUACUCAUUUAUAUAAUGCA